Theileria orientalis strain Shintoku is the source of this 957-nucleotide messenger RNA. RefSeq lists its product as uncharacterized. The transcript has 7 exons. Lineage: Eukaryota; Apicomplexa; Aconoidasida; Piroplasmida; Theileriidae. The coding region runs from base 1 to 957 and encodes 318 amino acids. The record is from RefSeq and is a predicted model, not a curated record. Gene Ontology annotation, molecular function: protein binding.
AUGUCCGAUUCUGAAGUGGAAGAAGAAGUCGACUACGACGCUCUCUCGGUCGAUGAGCUGUUCCAGCACGGAAAAUCUCUGUUCAGGGAAAAGAAGUAUUUGGAAUCAGCAGAGUAUUUAUCGCGAGCACUGGAAAAAAAAUCUGGCGAGGAUCCUUCCCACUACUCACUCAGGGACUACUACCUCUGGUACGCGGAUUCGCUGCUCACAAACGAGGAGCAGAGCUCAAACAUAUUCGAGUCUAGUGUUGACGAAGGUCACGACGAGGAGCUGCCCUCGGCCCAGACUGUGCUGGACGCGGCCAACAAGACUCAGGCGAACCAAUCGGACGAAUCGCUCGCGUUCGACCUGUUCCAGUUCGCAAAUGAGUGCUAUCUAAACUACUUCAAGGAAUUGGAAUCAAAGAACAUGGAGCCUCUGCCCGAGGAUGUGCUAGACGCUUCGUACUGCCUAGUACGCAUAGGAGACAUGUUUUUCAGCAACCACCAGUUCGAGGAGUCCUCAAAGGAAUAUGAAAGGGCGAUAAAACUGAGGGAACAGUAUAAUCUGCCACUUAAACACCUGGCGUCAGUGUACAUAUCCCUGGCACAAAGCCAAAUGUUCAAUGGAAAGCAAAAGCUUUCACUGGAAACGUUUAACAAAACGGGAGAACUGCUCAGAAGGAUGUUGAAGGAGGACCUGAAGGAUGAGGAGAAAAAAAACCUGGAAAAUACACUGGAAGAUGUAAUAAUACAGGCGGAGGACCUAAAGAAGCUUUUGGCAGAGCCCGCAAGUGCGGAAGGUCAAAACAUAAAAGGGAGCCAGAGCAACGCGGCAUCACUAAUACCGAAAACGACGGGCACGCUGGACGAGAGACAGCUGGACGCAAAUAUGGUGAAAUCUGUGGUAAUUAACAUUAACGUGGAAGAUGUGCCAGAAAAAAGGAGAAGAAUCGACCUGUCGAAAGCUUACGAAUAA